Lontra canadensis (Northern American river otter) is the source of this 888-nucleotide messenger RNA. Its product is annotated as putative protein TPRXL. The record is from RefSeq and is a predicted model, not a curated record. The transcript has a single exon. The annotation marks the transcript as partial. NCBI's taxonomy places the organism in Eukaryota, Metazoa, Chordata, Mammalia, Carnivora, Mustelidae.
AUGUCCCAUGCUGGGCCCAACAGCCAGCAGCCCCGCCCCCCAGGUGGCAGCACAAUGCCGGCCCCCAGCAGCAUGGGGCUUUCGGCAGCACCCCCAGGUUUGGGGAGAGGAGAUGAUGUUGCAGAUCUGUGCUCCAGCUUUGGGGCUCUCAGCAUCACGGCAGGAACGAGCAGGACCCCAAGUGGCCCGCAGGGCUCCAGGGCAAGCCAGGGCCCAAACACGGGGGGCCGCCCAUGCCAGAGCACCCUGUCGGGGACCGCUGGAGCCAGCACGACGAACCACCCUGUAUCGGGAGCCCCGAGUGCCCCUCCCUCCAGUCACAUCCCCAGGCAUGUGACCAAGCAGAGGUCCAGCUCAGAUGGCUGCAGCACUGCCAGCAAGGCCGUCUGCGGGGGCGGGGGCGUCCUGGCCUCUCCUCCUAGUGGCCCCGCCACCCUGGUCAGCAAGUCCCAGAGCAGCCUUGCCACCAAGACCCCCUCAUCCCCCGCCCAGCAGUUGAUUAGGCGCAAAAGAGCUGCACCGUGCAACAAGCCAUUUUCCUCCACAUCACAGCCCACUGCCGCUGUCCCUGGCUUGGCAGCUGCCCCGCAGGUGCCUGGCGCCAUGUCCCAUGCUGGGCCCAACAGCCAGCAGCCCCGCCCCCCAGGUGGCAGCACAAUGCCGGCCCCCAGCAGCAUGGGGCUUUCGGCAGCACCCCCAGGUUUGGGGAGAGGAGAUGAUGUUGCAGAUCUGUGCUCCAGCUUUGGGGCUCUCAGCAUCACGGCAGGAACGAGCAGGACCCCAAGUGGCCCGCAGGGCUCCAGGGCAAGCCAGGGCCCAAACACGGGGGGCCGCCCAUGCCAGAGCACCCUGUCGGGGACCGCUGGAGCCAGCACGACGAACCACCCU